ACACACAUAAACCUUAAUUAGCAUUGUUUUUUUUCUUUUUUUUUUUUGUACAGACUUGUUUUUAUUGCCAUAGUUUAGAUUGAUCAGAUGAUAUUAGUUUGCAAGUGUAUAUAAAGUGGAAUUGGAAACAAUUCCUUACAUGCACGUUUUACAAAAGCUAUCCUAGGACGGCGAGGACGAAGUUACAGCUUCAGCACAAAUUAAAGAAAAGCAAAUGCCCAACAGGAUGGCAGCAAAUGAAACAACUUUGGGAAAAUUAACAGCGGAAUCAGUUAAACGAAAAGAACGUCUGCGGCAAUUGAGGGAAAAAGCACAAAAGUCGGAUAAAGAUGAAAACGGCCCAGAAAAAUUACCAAGACCCGUGUUCCGGAGUUAUAAGCCUCAAAAUGAUAUUAUCAACGCUGAAAUUUUGCCGCAGGAACCAACAGGGGAUAUAGAAGUAGCGAUAGAAUCUCAAAUGGAGUUAUUGGAGCAACCUAUGGUUGUUGACGAAAUUGAUAUCACAGACUUAGCCCCACGUAAACCUGAUUGGGAUUUAAAACGCGAUGUUUCUAAGAAACUGAAGCGCUUGGAAAGGCGAACGGAAAAAGCAAUAACGGAACUGAUAAGAGAACGUCUGAAGAAAAAUCAAGACAAGGAAGAUAUAUCUAAAAUUGUUAACGUUGGCGCCGCUCAGGCCGUCACAGCUUUACCUGAAGACGAAUAAAACUUUAUUACAAAGAA
This is a messenger RNA of Glossina fuscipes, 723 nucleotides long. Its product is annotated as coiled-coil domain-containing protein 12. Gene Ontology annotation, cellular component: post-mRNA release spliceosomal complex; U2-type spliceosomal complex. Lineage: Eukaryota; Metazoa; Arthropoda; Insecta; Diptera; Glossinidae. The record is from RefSeq and is a predicted model, not a curated record. The coding region runs from base 215 to 706 and encodes 163 amino acids. The transcript has 3 exons.